AUGGAGGAGAUCGAACUUUCUCGAACGAGCUCGCCUCAGGGCGACAGUGAGAAGAGAAACGCAGAACGCAAGAGAGCCCCGGCUGUUAUAGUAUUCACUUCUACGAGGGCAUUGUGGGCUACGUUCGCUCUGAUUUAUGGUGUCAGCUUUCUCCUUUGUCUCGUGGGAGCAGUCGUGCUCAGCAUGGACUCAUAUGUCAUGUCGCAUUUCUCCGGGCACAAUAUCCUAACCGUCCUGACCAUGGUGGUCCUCAUCGUGAGCGGCAUUCUCAGGCUCCCCAUGGCCAAGUUCAUUGACGAAUUCGGUCGUGCUCAUGGGUUUCUCAUGGCGGCCGGGCUCUCGAUCAUGGGUCUGAUCAUCCAGGCCGCGGCUCAAUCCCUCGUCACAACGAUCGUCGCGCAGGUUCUCUUCGGCAUUGGAUGGAACUGCCUGGACUAUGUAUUGAGUAUAGUGCUAGCAGACAUGACCUCGCUCAAAAACAGAGCCCUAAUUUACGGCAUCUACGUGACCCCUAUUGUUAUCACCAGCUUCGCGGCGCCAGCCAUCGCAGAACAAAUUUACUCUCGAUUCGGCUGGCGCAUGGCGUUUAGUGGUUUUCUUCUGGUCUUCCACGGACCAGAGGCUCCUGCCCCUGCGCUCGUAAUAUUCCAGAUGUUCAUUGGGUACUCCUUGAGAUUCUUCAUAGCAUGCAGUCAAAUGGCAGUCAUGGCCAACAUCGACCAUAAAGACGUCGCUCUUUCCGUGGGAAUUUGGGGCACGUUCGUCUCGAUAGCAGCGGCCGUCGGCUCUGGAAUCUCUGGGUCGAUAUGGGCGAGAGCUGUGCCCCCGGUCCUGCUAGAUUCUCUCCCAGCCGACAGCAGGAAUUUCACCGAGGCGAUAACCGGCUCUUCGGAGAACGAAAAGACAUAUCCGAUUGGGAGUCCGAUACGGGACUCCGUGGUUACAGCAAUUUGGGCAGCUCAGGAAGAAAUGGUCAUCAUGGGUCUAUGCUUUGUCCCGGUGGCUUUCGCCUGCAUAUUUAUGUGGAGGAAUAUCAACGUGAGGAAGAUCGACAACGGCGAGAAGGUGGCAGCCAGGGCUGUGAUAUGGUAA
Messenger RNA from Diaporthe citri, 1092 nucleotides. RefSeq lists its product as uncharacterized. The transcript is spliced from 4 exons. Gene Ontology annotation, molecular function: transmembrane transporter activity. Gene Ontology annotation, biological process: transmembrane transport. NCBI's taxonomy places the organism in Eukaryota, Fungi, Ascomycota, Sordariomycetes, Diaporthales, Diaporthaceae. The coding region runs from base 1 to 1092 and encodes 363 amino acids. The record is from RefSeq and is a predicted model, not a curated record.